CGCGGUAUAUUUAGUCAGCUCAGUGGCCCGUGAGAGAUCCUUCACCUCAGUGCUGCAUUCUCAUCCUUUGUGAAUAUAAAACUCGGCGCUGCCUGUAGCGUCGUCACCCUGUUUGGACCCGUCCAAAGACAUGGCCGCGCUCCGAGUGUCGUCCUACCGCAAGCUGUUUGAGGAUGAUGGAGGUUUGGGUACGCAGUGUGCAGGGCAGUACCGCGCCUCCGUAAGGGGUGCGGCCGUUGACGAGUGCCACUGCGUCCAGUUUGACUUUGUAGCUGCCAAGGCACUCAACAAGGAGGGUCUCCAGCGCUUCGUCCAGGACCGCCACAUCGUGGCUGCCCUCAAUGACAGACUGGUCCGGCUUAUCCAACUGGCCCAUUGUUUUGAGGAGGAGAAUGAGUCUCUGAAAAGCCAGAUUGUCGACGUGGAAAAGAAGCUGAACGGUCGACAGGGGUCGGCGAGCGUCUCCUGCGCCGAGGCCGACCGCAGCCUGGAUGCAGCGGUGGAGCGACUGCGCAGGGAGAAGGAUGACAUUCAGUGUGACACCGAGAACCUGCAGAAGGAGCUGGAACAUCUGAUGGAAGAAUACGAGAAGGCUGCACAGCAGAAGAUCCUCCUGCAGCAGGGACAACAAGAUGUCGCUAAGGAUGUCGAUGCUGUGACAGCAGAGUGUUUGGCUCUGAGGGAGCAAGUGGCUAUCUACGAGCAGCAGCUGGCCAACAUGGAGGACCAACACACAACGGCGGUGCAGCGUCUGCUGGGACCCGCCGAAGGGACCACGGGGUCAACGGCAGCCAUUACUUUCUGCAGCCCUGACAUCACGCCGGCCCUGGAUGUGAAGGAGCAUUACUGCCAGCUGGCUGAGAGCCUCCAGUACGAGUGCGGCGCUCCCUCCUCGGCUGUGAGUCGCCGUGGCGACGGAAGACAAAUAGAAGAGGGCGUAGCUGGAGGGUCGGCCGUCAAAGGCGCGUCGAAGAUGAAGGACAUCAGUGAGAUAAAGAUGCUGGUUUCGGAGCUACAAAAGGCGCUCGCUGAGCUCGAGCAGUGCAACGAGGAGCUGGAGGACGAGGUCGACAUGAAGGCGGCUGCAUACAUGGACGAGAUUGCUGAGUUGGAGUGUACCAUAGAUGAAAUUCGGCGGCAAGAGGCCGACUUCCAAGUGCAGAUGAAGCAGCAGUGUGAAGACUACAAGGAGCUGUUCAGUGAGAAGAUGGCCAGAGACAUGGAAAUUACUGCCUACAGGAGUCUGUUGGCCGAAGAGGAGGAGAGGCUGUGCAACCUGUGACGUGAGGCCCGAAGAGUCCGACAUGGCAGGCGCCCCCCCC
Pungitius pungitius (ninespine stickleback) is the source of this 1322-nucleotide messenger RNA. It is a transcript of the gene vimr2, whose product is annotated as vimentin-related 2. Gene Ontology annotation, biological process: intermediate filament organization. The coding region runs from base 131 to 1282 and encodes 383 amino acids. The transcript is spliced from 10 exons. The record is from RefSeq and is a predicted model, not a curated record. Lineage: Eukaryota; Metazoa; Chordata; Actinopteri; Perciformes; Gasterosteidae. Gene Ontology annotation, molecular function: structural constituent of cytoskeleton. Gene Ontology annotation, cellular component: intermediate filament; cytoplasm.